This is a messenger RNA of Ipomoea triloba (trilobed morning glory), 715 nucleotides long. RefSeq lists its product as uncharacterized. The transcript has a single exon. The record is from RefSeq and is a predicted model, not a curated record. Lineage: Eukaryota; Viridiplantae; Streptophyta; Magnoliopsida; Solanales; Convolvulaceae. Bases 76 to 618 code for a protein of 180 amino acids.
ACCAACGUUUCCCAUAUACGACGUCGUUCGUAAAAAGGAAAAUCAGUUUUACUUUAUUUUUUUGGUUCUGUAAUAAUGGAAGCCAUGAGUUUCAAAAAGCGAGUUCGCGACGACUCGGACGAGUUGGCUUUCAACUCGCCCGAGGUGAAGCGGCUCAGGGAGAACCUCUUGGACGACCUCGACGAUUCCGAGUUCAGCGCCGCGACUCAGGACCUGUAUUCGUUCAUGAAGAGCUUCGAAGACGAGAUUACGGCUUCGCCGUUGCCGGCGGCGGAGUCAGUUUCCGUCGAUGAUCUGACGGCCGGAACUCGGCCGGAUCUCGGAUUCCUGUUGGAGGCUUCCGAUCACGAACUUGGCCUGCCGCCUCCAACGGCGUCGCCGAGUCGGGUGGAGAACGAGUUGACGACUCAGUUGGUCGGAGUUCCAUCGGAAUCUAUAGAAUUCGGUGUCGGCGGUGGUUCGUGGGGACUGGAAGAGCAGAUUCCGAGUUGUGACUCGUUCGAGUUGGGAAUCCUCGACUUGGAGAAUUUUGAUUUCAGCGGCGGUGAAUAUGUAGCGCUAGACGGUUUGUUUGAUCAUUCGGAUCUUGGGUUUGGGUCAACGGAUUUUCUAAGAUGACCCGGCAGAUUACCAACCUAAUAGAGCAGCUGCUACUAGAAAUUUGUAAAAUAUUAAUUAAUUAUAAUUAAAAUAUGUCAAAUAAUUCUUAACUUUA